UAGUUUCCCAUUGCAAUGCAAGUGCAGCAAAAUAGGAAAACCUCAAUAAAGAUUACAAAAUAAUCUUUCUCUCCAUGGAAUGAAUGAUGAAACAAAAGUUGUGCAAGAAGUGAUUAUACACAGAUUACACACUAAAUUCCCAAGAAGAUCCUCUUUGCUUAUCUUCUCAAUCCUUUGUGGGGUCUGGCCCUAGGGGCUAUAUAACCAUAGCUGCGGUAUUAAGUUUUAGAGCAGACCCUUGGCUGCAUUAACAGCACUCCCAGGUUACUCUACUGCCAAUCCAAAUCCUAACAAAGCAAAGAUGGAGAACGGCACAGAGGGCAAGAACUUCUACAUCCCCAUGAACAACAGGACGGGGCUAGUUAGGAGUCCAUAUGAAUAUACACAGUAUUAUUUGGCGGAUCCAUGGCAAUUCAAGUUACUGGCUUUCUACAUGUUCUUCCUGAUCUGCACUGGCUUCCCCAUCAACGCUCUCACUCUGCUGGUCACAGCCCAAAACAAGAAGCUACGACAACCUCUCAACUUCAUCCUGGUCAACCUGGCUGUGGCCGGACUCAUCAUGGUGUGCUUUGGAUUCACUGUCGCGUUUUAUUCUUCUCUAAUGGGCUAUUUCUCCUUGGGACCAAUGGGUUGUGCAAUUGAAGGAUUCAUGGCAACGCUUGGAGGUCAAGUGUCUCUGUGGUCCCUUGUGGUUCUGGCUAUUGAGAGAUAUAUUGUUGUCUGUAAACCCAUGGGAAGCUUCAAAUUUACAUCCACCCACGCUGCAACAGGUUGUGCCUUCACCUGGGUCAUGGCUGCCUCCUGCGCUAUUCCUCCUCUGGUUGGCUGGUCAAGGUACAUCCCUGAGGGUAUUCAGGUCUCCUGUGGACCAGACUACUACACUAUGGCUCCAGGCUACAACAAUGAAUCAUUUGUCUUGUACAUGUUCACCUGCCACUUCUGUGUCCCUGUCUUUACCAUCUUCUUCACUUAUGGAAACUUAGUGUGCACAGUGAAGGCGGCUGCAGCUCAGCAACAGGACUCAGCAUCCACCCAGAAGGCUGAGAGGGAAGUGACACGCAUGUGCAUCCUGAUGGUGCUGGGCUUCCUCGUGGCCUGGACCCCAUAUGCAAGCUUUGCUGCCUGGAUCUUCUUCAACAAGGGAGCUGCCUUCUCAGCCAUGGCCAUGGCCAUCCCUGCCUUCUUCUCAAAGACCUCAGCGCUGUUCAACCCUAUUAUCUAUGUGCUGUUGAACAAACAGUUCCGUAACUGCAUGCUGACCACUGUUGGAAUGGGCGGUAUGGUGGAGGAUGAGACCUCAGCAUCAACCAGCAAGACAGAAGUGUCCUCUGUUUCCUAAACACAGACCAUUCCCUACAACUCUGACAGAUUUUUCUCAUGGACUAAAAACAUUUCAACACAGACUGUCGUAUCACUUGGUUCCAUUGUUCAAGACAUACUGCAGGUUGCUAAAAGUCCCCUGAAAGCUGUUGCACAUGGUACAAUAGGGUCUGAUGUCCGGUACAGUGUGUGGAGCUGAAGGUGGAAAAUAAGUUAAAGUAGUUUUGCUGUUAACCCAAAGGAUGAAUGUUAUCAGGCAGUUGAUCGAUCCCUGUGAGGGACAGGAGUGCCAUCAGUAGCAUCAUCCCCUUCACAAAGAUGAACCAGCAUUUACUUUCUUCUGAACGUUCUUCUUAUUUUUUGAGGGCCAAAAUUGCUUUUCUUGGUCAAUUUUAUAUAUAUAUUUUAUAAAUACUUAUGGCAUUGUAAA
This is a messenger RNA of Limanda limanda (common dab), 1750 nucleotides long. RefSeq names its product green-sensitive opsin. The transcript has 5 exons. Gene Ontology annotation, cellular component: photoreceptor outer segment; membrane. NCBI's taxonomy places the organism in Eukaryota, Metazoa, Chordata, Actinopteri, Pleuronectiformes, Pleuronectidae. Gene Ontology annotation, biological process: visual perception; phototransduction; G protein-coupled receptor signaling pathway. The coding region runs from base 302 to 1339 and encodes 345 amino acids. Gene Ontology annotation, molecular function: G protein-coupled receptor activity. The record is from RefSeq and is a predicted model, not a curated record.